UCACCGCACGCUGAUAGUAUUCCGUCGAUUACUAAAGCGACGGAGAAGACCGUAUCGAGAACACGACUUUGGAAUCACCUGGAACUCCGGGUUCCAGUUCGGCGAUUCCAAUGACUUCCGCUCAUCAAUUGGUCCUAUGACGAAUGUGUUCUCAUCUUGAGGCUGUUUGUUGGCGAGAGGCUCCGGAGUUCACGUCGAGGGCAAUGGAACUCUUGGCUCGAGCCAAACGCGCUUUCGAUUCGAUUCCGCGCUUCGCGAAAACGGGUCUGCCGUUCAUAGCAUUCGUAAUCGGAGGCUCCUUCUUCCUGAAAGAAUUCGCAGAGCUGAGAUACGAGUUCCGGAAGAGUACCUCGUUGGACCCUCGCGAGCUAGAAGCAGCAGGUUUGCAGAAGAGAGAUCCGUCCGAAACAACCAUAGAGGCAGUUUAUGAGGAGAUAAAAAAUCUUGACACCGAUAACUGGGAGAACAUCCGCGGCCCCCGUAUGCACGAAGAGGGUGGCUUAGACACUCUUGAGACAAUCAAGAAGAAGGCUGCCGCUCGGAGAAAGGAGCAGGAAGAAGCCGCGAGGAAGAAAAUUCUCGACGCAUGA
Molecule: messenger RNA, 590 nt
Organism: Galendromus occidentalis (western predatory mite)
Lineage: Eukaryota; Metazoa; Arthropoda; Arachnida; Mesostigmata; Phytoseiidae
Gene: l(3)neo43
Product: cytochrome c oxidase assembly protein COX16 homolog l(3)neo43
Exons: 2
Coding region: 144-590 (148 amino acids)
Biological process (GO): mitochondrial respiratory chain complex IV assembly
Cellular component (GO): mitochondrial inner membrane
Source: RefSeq, a predicted model, not a curated record